Molecule: messenger RNA, 1872 nt
Organism: Parnassius apollo (apollo)
Lineage: Eukaryota; Metazoa; Arthropoda; Insecta; Lepidoptera; Papilionidae
Source: the annotation of a GenBank genome assembly
AUGGCAGAAAGUAAAGGUGCGUUAAUUGCGAAAUCAGUGCAAAAACAUGCAGGGCGGGCAAAAGAGAAGCUUCUCCAAAACUUGGGCAAGGUGGACCGCACACUAGACGACAUAUUUGAAGAGCACCUGCAGAACUUUAACCGGCAACACCAGCAGGCCACCCGCUUACAGAAAGAGUUCAACAACUACAUCAGAUGUAUACGAGCUGUACAAACAGCAUCAAAGACCCUGAUGGAGGCGAUAACGGAAGUAUACGAGAGUAGUUGGUCCGGCCACGACCUACUGUAUGUGCAGGCGCAGAACAUGGAGAUGCUAUGGCAGGACUUCUCGCACAAGCUCGGCGAUCAAGUGCUCAUACCUCUUAACACAUACACGAACCAGUUCCCGGAAGUUAGGAAAAAGAUCGAGAAACGCGGUCGUAAGUUGGUUGACUACGACGGACAGAGGCACAGCUUCCAGAAUUUACAGGCCAACGCUGCGAAGAGAAGGGACGACGUUAAGGUGACGAAGGGUCGCGAGCAGCUGGAGGAGGCUAAGCGCACGUACGAGAUGCUAAACUCGGAGCUGCACGACGAGCUGCCCGCACUCUUUGACUCGCGCGUGCUCUUCUACGUCAACAACCUGCAGACUUUGUUCUCCGCUGAGCAGCUGUUCCAUGCUGAGACCGCGAAGGUGUACGCGGAGCUGGAGGCGAUCACGGACAAGCUGGCCACGGACAGCCAGCGCGGCUCCUACAGGAAGCCGCAGGCGCACAACGGCAACGCCAACACGCACAACAACGUGCAACCGACAGACGCGGCGCCCGCGCUGCCCUCGUCCCCCGCGCCCCCCGCGCGCGGUUCGCCCCCCGCGCCCCCCUCGCCAGCGCUCAACGGAGACGGGCGGGCGGGCAGCGCGUCGCCGCUCGGGCGCGCCGACUCGCCGGUCGACGUGCCCGACUCCCCCUCUGACUCCGCCCCCGCUACGCCCGCGCGCUCGCCCAACAACAACGUGGAAGCCAAGUCGCCGCAACACGGCACACCAGUCGGAUCGCAGCCCUCGACCGAGAAUAUCAAUAACAACAUCGACGAAAAGAGUGAAACACAGCUAGAGAAAGAGAAGGAAAAUGAGAAGGACAAAGAGAAAGAGAAGAAAGAUGUAGAAAAUCAGAACAAGAAUGAUGAAGUUUACGAUGUACCCGUGGGGGCGACGCUGGGCGGCACGGGGGUUGUGGCGGGGGUCGGUGUGAGGGAUGGCGUAGGGGUCACGGGGGGCGCGGGCGGCACUCUGUACCGCGUGCGCGCUACGUACCGUUACACGCGCGAAGACAGCGACGAGCUCUCCUUCGACGUCGGCGACAUCAUCCGCGUCGUUGAGUACGACGACCCCGACGAGCAGCGACGAGCUCUCACCUUCGACGUCGGCGACAUCAUCCGCGUCGUUGAGUACGACGACCCCGACGAGCAGGUACGCUGCCCCACCCACACUACACACACUCUCACUGCACUACACGUGCGCGCCACGUACCGCUACACACGCGAGGACAGCGACGAGCUCUCUCCUUCGACGUCGGCGACACCAUCCGCGUCGUUGAGUACGACGACCCCGACGAGCAGGUACACUGCCCCACCCACACUACACACACCUGCACACACUCUCACUGCACUACACGUGCGCGCCACGUACCGCUACACACGCGAGGACAGCGACGAGCUCUCCUUCGACGUCGGCGACAUCAUCCGCGUCGUUGAGUACGACGACCCCGACGAGCAGGAGGAAGGUUGGCUGAUGGGUAUAAAGGAGUCCACCAACGAAAAGGCCGGUGAAGCACUAAGGUUGUGCAAAGUAAUUUUCAAUAUGGAUCUGCAAGAAAUCUUUAUAGUAGUAAGUUAA